Astyanax mexicanus (Mexican tetra) is the source of this 5879-nucleotide messenger RNA. Its product is annotated as kelch-like protein 28. The record is from RefSeq and is a predicted model, not a curated record. The transcript has 6 exons. Gene Ontology annotation, molecular function: protein binding. Bases 369 to 2084 code for a protein of 571 amino acids. NCBI's taxonomy places the organism in Eukaryota, Metazoa, Chordata, Actinopteri, Characiformes, Acestrorhamphidae.
GCAUUUCGUGGUUGGCGGAAGUGACGCAUCGGAGCCCCAGUAUGUUUGUUUUCCUCCGAGGUUUCUGUUUCCGCCGUGUUGACCUCCGCUAGCACAACAUAUCCCACUUUAUUAUCGCUCUCCUCCCAGAGAUUCUCCACACAGCUCUGCCGGCUGUGGUUAAAGCAGCGAACCUGUGCGCUAUGGCCCGUUCGCCCAGCUGUUUCUCUAGCCUUAGCCAGGGGGAGCGAGCUGCCUAGCGAGGUUUAUUUUUAGCAGCAGCCGCGGCUCGCCAACUUUAGCGGCUCCAGCCUAGCCUUUAGCCUGUUAGCUCUCUCACAUCUCCACCACCACCACCAUCAUCUCCAUCAUCACCAGGAUUCAGACAGAUGGACCAACAAGCCAAGUCCUAUAUGUUUGCUAGUUUGACACGGCCCCACUCGGAGCAGCUGUUGCAAGGCCUCCAGCUGCUGAGACAAGACCAUGAGCUGUGUGACAUCGUACUGCGAGUGGGUGAUGUCAAGAUCCAUGCCCAUAAAGUGGUACUCGCCAGCAUCAGCCCAUACUUCAAGGCUAUGUUUACAGGCAGUCUUUCUGAGAAGGAGACAUCAGAGGUUGAGUUCCAGUGCAUUGAUGAAGCUGCUCUGCAGGCCAUUGUUGAAUAUGCCUACACUGGGACCGUUUUUAUUUCCCAGGAAACAGUAGAGUCUCUUCUUCCAGCUGCAAACCUCCUCCAGGUCAAACUUGUGCUGAAGGAGUGCUGCAGCUUCCUGGAGAGUCAGCUGGAUGCAGGGAAUUGUAUUGGCAUUUCCCGCUUUGCCGAAAUGUACGGCUGCCAUGAUCUGUGCCUCGCGGCCAGUAAGUUCAUCUGUCAAAAUUUUGAGGAGGUCUGUCAGACAGAGGAGUUCUUUGAACUGACAAGAGAAGAACUGGAUGAGAUAGUAUCCAAUGACUGUUUGAAGGUGGUCACAGAAGAGACUGUGUUCUACGCUCUGGAGUCCUGGAUUAAAUAUGAUCUGACAGAGAGACAGCAGUACCUGGCUCAGUUGCUCCACUGUGUACGACUGCCGCUGCUUAGUGUGAAGUUUCUCACUCGACUCUACGAAGCCAACCACCUUGUCCGUGAUGACCAUGCCUGCAAGCACCUUCUCAAUGAGGCCCUCAAAUACCAUUUCAUGCCUGAGCACCGUCUCUCCUACCAGACUGUACUGUCUACAAGACCACGCUGUGCCCCCAAGGUCCUUCUUGCAGUAGGAGGCAAGGCAGGGCUCUUCGCCACAUUGGAAAGUAUGGAGAUGUACUUCCCCCAGACCGACUCCUGGAUUGGGCUGGCCCCACUCAGCGUGCCCCGCUAUGAGUUUGGAGUCGCAGUACUGGACCAGAAAGUGUACGUGGUGGGUGGCAUUGCCACACACAUGCGGCAGGGCAUCAGCUAUAGACGCCAUGAAAGCACAGUGGAGAAGUGGGACCCAGACAGCAACACUUGGUCGUCUGUGGACCGGAUGGCAGAGUGUCGGAGCACCCUGGGAGUGGUGGUGUUAGCAGGGGAGCUGUAUGCCCUUGGAGGCUAUGAUGGCCAAUAUUACCUCCAAUCAGUGGAGAAGUAUGUGCCCAAAGUGAAAGAGUGGCAACCAGUGGCGCCCAUGACAAAGUCACGCAGUUGCUUUGCCACGGCAGUUCUGGACGGUAUGGUUUAUGCCAUUGGAGGCUACGGUCCUGCCCAUAUGAACAGUGUGGAGCGCUACGACCCCAGCAAGGAUGCCUGGGAAAUGGUAGCAUCUAUGGCUAAUAAAAGAAUAAACUUUGGAGUGGGAGUCAUGUUGGGGUUCAUAUUUGUGGUUGGAGGUCACAAUGGUGUUUCACACCUGUCUAGCAUCGAAAGAUACGACCCCCACCAGAACCAGUGGACAGCAUGUCGACCCAUGAAUGAACCUCGCACAGGAGUUGGCUCUGCAGUUGUGGACAACUACCUCUAUGUAGUGGGCGGUCAUUCAGGAUCUUCUUACCUGAACACAGUACAGCGCUAUGACCCUAUUUCGGACAGCUGGCUGGACUCCAAUGGAAUGAUGUACUGUCGUUGUAACUUUGGCCUGACCGCUCUUUGACCGUAGGCACCUGUGUAAUAGGUGUAGGAUACACUGUAAAAGAGAGACAAAAAUUGUUGGCAUUUAUUUUGUCUAUGUCCUAACUUGCUACCGUGUUCCUCAGAGGGAGCCACGUAGGAAGCAAGACCAGGAGAAGCUUGGAUCAGAAAGGAAUGUUGGAUAAUGUGACCCUCCACUGUUGUAAGAGUGUUGCCGAACACUCAGGAGUUCUGGAGAGAGAAUUCAGCUUGGGUUUUCUGGGGUGGCAUUUUUGGUGGAAAUGCCAUUCCCUCUGAGUACUUUCCUUUACCUGUAGACAUAAGGGUGUUUCUAGCUACAGAUGGCGCUGCUUUUUUUCUGGGUCUAUGCCUGUUUAUUAUAUAUUUGCAUGUCACAGAAAGAAUGAAGAGUGUGUGCGUGUGUGCACAAGACACAAGGGGAGCAAGCGCUCAGUACGUGCAAUACUGCCACUGUUACUUAGGCCUGAACGGCCUUCGACUGUAGGCGCCUGUGUGUUAGGGUGUAGGGUACACUGUAUGAAAGGAAAGACAAAAUUGUUUGCAUUUAUUUUGUCUGUGUCCCAUUUCAUAUUUGCGACGUAAAUGAAUGCAUUUACGUGCACUCUGUUUAUAAUAGGAUUACUGCAGUUAUCUGAUUAUUCAUGUAGUCAUGUAAGCAGCAUUCUCUGAUUUCUUAGAUCAGAGUAAAGUCAUAAAUAUAAAUCGGAUUAAGGAAUCUCCUGAAGAGAGAUGGAUUUUAGGUCAAUAAUCGUACUUCUCAGUCCGUCUAUAUACUUCAAGAAUAUAACCAGACGAUUUCUCAGUCUGUGCAUGCAUGAAAACAGACUGUGCUACUGGAAAUAAGUGAGGAGCAUUAACUAAACUAAGCACCUGCAAGAUAACGACAAAACACUUUUGGAGUGACGCUGAAAUUGAAGGAUUAAAUGAAAUUAUCCUCAUCUUCUAGCUGAUAUAUGUUCAUUGUUCAGCUCAACUUUUAAUAGUUGAGCUGUUAAAAAAAACUUUAAAAAGAACUGCAGCAUGAAUUUUAGGUUUUACAUCAUGUUAAUGCCACGUCUUAUUCUGUGAAUUUAUUGGCUGGUUCCAAAGCAUAUAAACCAUAUAAACUCACUGUCCCUUUAUCACAUUAACCUAUUUAAACACAUUGAUCAGAUUACUGACAAACUCUAAUGUUCUGCAAUAUUCAGAUUGUGAAGUGCAAAAAAAAAAAAGUGCUUACUGUUCCUCUGAGGGACCCAGUUAAAUAGAAGGGGCCAAACAAAAAAAAAAGAGCUUGAAUCAGAAAGAAAUGUUCCAUAAUAUGACCCACUGUAGCUGUAGAAAAACUUCAAAACACUCCAAGUUGCGGGAGAGAGAGGAUUAAAUUUUGCUGUGGAAUUUCCUGUAGAUAUCCCAGUUCAGUCCAGUAGAUCGGAGCCAAUCCAGGCACAUUUUGAUGGAUUGGAUAUUGGCUAUUUUAGGCCAUAUCAUUUCUGUUCUGUGUUACAGCCUGCAAUAGUGAGAAGUGUUCUUAGUUGGUAACAGAACAAUUUUAUAAAACUUUAUAAAACUUAUAAGCUCUGUUUUACCAAAGAAAGUACUGCACACUUUUCAAAUCAGCGCUACACUAUCGUAUUUUACAUACUAUAAGGCGCACCACGCCAUAAGGUGCACUAUCAAUUAACAUAAGGAUUAUAAGAUGCAUUUUAAGCGACAAUACUAAGGACCAAAGGUGUCCCCAUGUUUCCGUUUUAAUGGGGAAGCUGGGGGAAGCGCCUUAAAAAAAAAACAAUUUCAAGGUCAAACGCUUGUUGGCUGUUAAUCUACACAGAUACCUCUCCUCAAAACUGUUUAUUUGGGUGAGUAAAGCACUUAGCUUAGAUUUACGGUAUUGUCAGCAGCACAGUUAGCUGCAAAAAUGAUAUUUCCAGGCCUGUUACAGUUAUUGUUUCCAAAUAAAUAAUAUAUACACACAAUAAUAUUAUAUUUUUGGACCAUUUAUGCCACUGAUUUAAUGAUAAUUAAAUACCCUAAUAUUAAUGCAAUUAUUUAUUUUAAGGAGCAACAAACCAUUAACAAGAAUAUUCGGACACUGGGAUUAUAAUACAAUUAAAUCUUAAAUAAGAUAAAAAGGCAGUUUUUAAACUAGGUUGACAUGCUGGCUUGUGCAUGUUAAAGGGCUCUGCGAAAAAAAAUAUGUCUAUAUAUUAGACAAUGUCUUACAAUGACAAUUGUCAAGGCCUAGACAGCUUUCAGUAUGUGUCCCAUUAUAUACAUGCCACAAGGAAAUCAUUAGUAUGCAUUAUUAAAGAAAUAGUACAGAAUGUUACAUUUAUAUAAAAUAUUACUAAAAAUACUAAAAUGAUUAUCUUAUAAUAAUGAUUAUUAUAAAAUGAUCUUGUUCAGACUUGUUCAAAUAAUCAGAUUUAGGUUGAAAAUGACUGGACUGGGACAUCUCAAGGAAUUCCUAGAUGGAGCUGCAUUAUUUUUGUUUAUCAGUGGGUCUAUGUCUCCAUAUGAUACAUUUAUAUGGCCAAAUGUUUGUGGACAUUCCUUCAAAUGAAUGCAUUCAGCUAGGUUUUAUUGCACUCAUUGUUGACACAAAUGUGCACAUGCACACACACAGCUUGUCUAGUCUUUGUAGCGAAGUAUUGCCAACAGAUUGGGACUCUCUGGAGCAGAUAAGCAAACAUCAACAACAUUAUCAUUUGCGUAUUGCUAGGCAUGGGUUAGAUCGGUGGAGCAGUGGAUCUGGAACUGUGUUCUCUGGAAUGAUGGUGCUCCAUCCAAUAAUGUUAAGAUGAUUUAAAGAGUUGGGAAUAAGGGGAGUGGUGAUCAUCUAUUUAACAUUCUAACCUUCCUAACAAUUUGCUAAUGGAAAUCUUGUCGCUGAAUUCAAUCAGCUCCUACUAGCAAUGCUCCAAAUCUGUAGUGAAAAUCUUUCCUUUGGCAGUAGGGGGACGAUAGGAUGAUUUUUUUUAAUUCCCUUUAUUUAAAAGGAUACAGUGAACAAGCAGGUGUCCCAGUACUUUUUUUCCAUGUAGUGAAUGUAUGCAUGUCACAGAAAGAAUGGUGUGUGUUUGUGUGUGUGUGUGUCUGCGUGCAGGACAAGCUCUCAGACCCUGUUGAUUGGCUGAGUUUGAAAUGUCUGCAUUAAAACAGUGCUUCACAGAAAAAGUGGAAACAGAUUAAUCUCACUUAAAAAGGGCUGCCUUUCUUUCUCUUAUAUGUAGUUUGACUUAAUAUAGAAUAUAUUAAAUCUCUAGUGCAUUGCCUGUAAAUGUUAUAUGCACUGGGUUACUGAGUGUGUGUAGGUGUCUGUUGACUGAAUAUAGUCAUGUUUCACUACAGUCUCUUAAGAAAUCUUCCAAGUUCUGCACAACUCAUCCUUUUCUUGGUAGCUGUAAAAGUUUUUUUUUUUAUUAUUCUGUAAAAACAUCCCUUCAAAUAUUUUCUUCAUUGUUUUUUUGUUAAGCUUUGAAUGUGCCCAUGCCUUUUUCAUUUCUUAAUUAUUGUAAAGAUAAAGUUGUACAGAGAAGCUAUUGGUGCUAGUUAACAAUUCAGGUCUUUUUGUCAGUGUCAUUUUGCGUUUUGUUUUAUUUUUUUGCCAUGUUAGUUAUUACUUUUUAUUUUCUCAAUGUUGUGAUGAUCAUAAUUGGUCUGUCCUAUAAUCAUUCUGACUUUGCCCGUUUGUGUACCUGAAUCUGCAAACGUACUACGUUUUCCAGACAUGAUUGACCAGUUUCACGAGAAAUGUGCAUAGUAGCUAACACACAAAGACAGAUGUCUAAUAAACUUGAGAGUGAGUUUGAAACAA